Molecule: messenger RNA, 2766 nt
Organism: Oncorhynchus mykiss (rainbow trout)
Lineage: Eukaryota; Metazoa; Chordata; Actinopteri; Salmoniformes; Salmonidae
Source: RefSeq, a predicted model, not a curated record
AUAUACUGAGUUGAAUAGAGGUAUGGUCAAUCGUGUGGGCGGUUUUAAGGGAGCUUGAUAGAUAAAACACAGACAAGUUGCACCUUUCCACUUCAUCCAACUCUAUUAAGACAAGAUGGGUGGCGGCAGCUCUAUACCAGAAGGUCCUGACCUGAGAAUUGUGAUGAUUGGGAAAACUGGUGUGGGGAAAAGUGCUGUUGGAAACACAAUUUUGGGCAAAAACAUAUUCAAAUCUCAUCCCAGCGCUAACUCUGUGACUGGGACUUGUGAAAAGCAUCAACUUCGAGAGAGUGAAAGAUGGAUUCAUGUGGUGGAUACACCAGGGAUUUUUGAUACAGCCAAAAAAGCUGCAGUUAUCAAAAACGAGAUAGUGAAGUGUAUUCAGGUUUCAAGCCCUGGUCCUCAUGUCUUCUUGCUGGUGAUCCAGGUGGGCAGACUCACCAAAGAGGAGCAGAAUUCGAUUGAGGCCCUGGAGGAAAUCUUUGGACCAGAGGCCUCCAAUCACAUGAUUGUACUGUUUACUCGUGGGGAUGAACUUCAGGGUCAAACAAUACAAAAGUAUGUAAGCACCGGUCAUCCAAAGCUUCAAGAAGUGAUUCAACGAUGUGGCAACAGAUUCCAUGUUUUCAACAACAGAGAUGGGAAUAGAAGUCAAGUUGUUGAGCUGAUCAAAAAGAUUGAUGACAUGGUGGCAGGAAAUGGAGGAAAGCACUUCACUGAGAAAAUGUAUCAGGAGGCAGAGAGAAUGAUUAAACAGCAAAAUAUGACAAGGGAAUUGGCAGAACUCCAAAUAUACGAUUUCACAUUCCUUGCUGAAUUACUGCAGAGAGUCAUUGAAUUUAAAAAAAUACUUGAUUUAGAAGAUGACUAAUAAGUAAGCAUAGCUGUGGCUAUUUCCUCUCCACGAGGAACACAAUCUGUGACUACUGCCACUUAUGUGAAUUAUGAUAUCUUAACCAUUUAGCUUAUUGUCGUAUAAUAUAGUACUUGAGUAGGACAUCUCUCCUUCUCUAAUCAACAUUUUUCUUUAUUAUUUGAGAUGAACAUUAAUUAAAAUGCUAUAUAUAAAAAUUCAGAAUGUAGUGAAUACAAUAUGAAGAGAAAGGUGAAAAUGAACUGUUGUAUGACAUGCUGAUUGAGCUCUAAGCUUACGGGAGCACUCAAAUGAAGUCAUGGUGGUAUGAAAAUCAAGCAUAAUCUAACUAAAAAAGAUAUGUAUUUCUGUAAAGAGAUUGUUUGUUUAAUGUUUCACCUAAUCAGAUACACUGUCAUGAACAUGCCAUAUUGGUUAAUAAUAAGGCGUGCAAUGCUAUACUGAACAAAAAUAUGAACGUAACAUGCAACAAUUUCAACGUUUUUACUCAGUUACAGUUCAUAUAAGGAAAUCAGUCAAUUGAAAUAAAUUAAUUAGGCCCUAAUCUAUGGAUUUUACAUAACUGGGCAGGGGCACAGCACUGCACUUACACAAAUUACUGAUGAUUGGUUGAAAGAAAUUGAUAGUAAGAAGAUUGUGGGAGCUGUACGGUUAGUUUUCAGAGCAGCCUUUGAUAUUAUUGACCAUAACCUGAUGUUAAGAACUUAUGUUUUAUGGCUAUGCAACCUCUGCCAUAUCGUCAAUUCAGAGCUAUCUAUCUAAUAUAACUCAGACUCUUUAACGGAAGCCUCUCUAAUGUCAAACAUGCAGGAUGUGGUGUACCGCAGGGCAUCUUUCUAGGCCCUCUACUCUUUUCUGUUUUUACCAAUAAACUGCCACUGGCAUUAACACAAAGCCUGUGUGUCCAUGUAUGCUAAUGAUUCAACCAUAUACUUGUCAGCAACCACAGCUAAUGAAGUCACUGAAACCCUUAACAAGGAGUUGCAGUCAAUUUUGGAAUGGUUGGCCAGUAAUAAACUGGUCUCUGAAUCUAAGAGCAUUAUAUUUGGUACAAAUCCUUCCCUAAGUUUUAGACUUCACCUCAGCUGAAUCUGGUAAUGAAUGGUGUGGCUGUUGAACAAGUUGAGGAGACUAAAUUACUUAUUGUUACCUUAGAUGGUAAACUGUCAUCGUUAAAACAUAUAGAUUCAUUGGUUGGGGAGAGGUCUGUCCAUAGUAAAGAUAUUUUGUUUUGACACCACACUCCAAAAAGCAAGUACAGGAUUUAGUUUUGUCUUAUCUUGAUUAUUGUCCAGCCAUGUGGUCAAGUGCUGCAAAGAAAGACCCAGUUAAGCUGCAGUUGUCCCAGAACAGAACAUCUUGCUCUUCAUUGUAAUCUGAGGGAUAAUAUAAAUACUAUGGAUGCCAGUCUCUCUUUGCUAAGAGUUGAUGAGAGUGACUGCAUCAAGAAACAUGAAUGUGUUAAAUUCAAAAUUGUUUGCAUGGUCAACUUAUACACAGCUCUGACACACACACCCCACCAGACAUGCCACCAGGGGUGUUUUCACAGUCCCCAAAUCCAGAACAAAUUCAAGAAAGCGUAGAGUAUUAUAUAGAACCAUCAUUACAUGGAACUCGCUUCCAUCUCAUAUUUCUCAAAUGAACAGCAAACCUGGUUUAAAGAAACGGAUAAAGCAACAUCUCACGCCACAAUGCCUCUCCCCUAUUUGACCUAGAUAUUUUGUGUGUAUGUGUUGAUAUGUAGGCCAUGUGUGCUGUUUUUAUAUUUAUGCAGUUCUGUCCUUGAGCUCUUCUUGUUUAUUGAUGUUCUGUAUUAUGUCAUGUUUUGCGGGGACCCCAAGAAGAGUAGCUCCUGCUUUCGACAACAGCUAAUGGGGAUCCUAAUAAAAUAC